AUGACCUCACUUCUCGGUGGUGGUAAUAUUGUACAUAUCGCAAAUCAGUUGAGCAGUAUGGCAAAUAAACGGGAAGGCGAGAACGGCUUCGACACAUCGGCGUCGCCAUCGUACGAGCAGACGGCGAGCGUUGGCGACGAGAAGGCGAUGAGCAGCUCGCCGACACGAUCGCUCACGUUGGAUUUGUUCAAGGACAACGGAUUGUUCGCUUGCCUCCAGAACGCCGAGAUCGCCAAUUCGGACACGGCGAGCUCCGAGUCGCCGGAGCCGUCGUCGACGACCGACGCCGACGACGGCGGCGUCGACAAGGACGAGACGAGCAAAUUGUUCGAGGCGAUUCAGGAGAUGCAACGACGGCAGCACAUCGCGUUGAUGAACUCGUUGGGCCAGCCGAUGAAGUCGGACCAUCAUCAUCAGCAACAGCAGCAGAAGGCGAUGAAGCACGAGGAGAAUGAGCAUCGCGAGGAGACGCCCGAGACCCAAUCGAGUGCACCCGAGCCGACAAUGAGAGAUUUGAUGCCGGUGUUGGCGGCGAGCAACGCGGCGAGCAAUUCGGCGUCGCCGUCGGCGUGGGCGCGAAACGCCGGCCGCAAAAAAUCGCAUCCCGUCUGGGAGUUCUUUCGCGAUCUCAAAGAUACGAACGGCGUCGGCGGCGUGAUGUGCCUUCAUUGCGCGUGGAACGGCGACGAUCGAAGCCCGAACAAUCUGCGAACGCAUCUCAAGAAGUUCCACACCGACGACGGGAUAUUCGCCAAGUUCAGUUUGAAACUCGCACAGGUGAGAUCAAUGACGCGAAUCAAGCAGCAGCCGACGAUUGUCAAAGUCGAGGAGCCCGACGAGUUCGACAUGAGCCUAACGACACCGAAAACCGAAGCCGACGAUGAUAAUAGUUGUAGCGGCGAGCUCGACGCAAGUCAAAUAAUGGCGUUGCUCGAGAAGUCGAUGCCGGAGACGUUCAGCGCGCGAAAACCGCGCCAACGCGAAAUCUCGCCGCUAACGCCGGCCAAAGCCAACGAGAUCCUCAUGGCGGCCGGCAUUCGGCCGCACAAGAAGACGUCGGAAAUUUGGGAGCACUACAAAUGUCUAAGCGAGAAGCAGAACGUCGAAUGCAUGUACUGUUGGAAGGUGUUGAAGCGCAACGACAGCAGUACGAAAAGCAUGUGGGGACACAUGAACGCCUACCAUCAAGAUAUUCUACGCGACGGGGUCACGAAAAAGCGAAUCAAGCGCGCAGCGGUCGCCGCCGCCGCGCAAAUUGGCGAUGAGAAAAAUGAUGAGACACCCACACAACCCUAUGUGAAGCGGGUUCGCGCUGGCGCCGGCAACACGCCAAGCAUGCCGUCAAUGAUGAUGAUGGACCAGAAGAUGCCGCAAAUGUUGGAUUCGAUGACGUUCGCCCUUCACCAACUCCAACAAUCGGGCAAUUUGAACGAUUUCAACACGUCGCUCAAUUUUCUCGACUCGCUGCCAAAAUCGUCGGAGAUCAUCAAUAUUGGAAACGGGUUCGCCAAAGAGGAGUCGAUGAUGGACGAGCACGAGAAUCACGCGGAUGGCGGUGGCGCCACAGCCACAGCCGCCGCUUCAUCGUCGUCGUCAUCGGACGAGCCGACGCGAAACGCCGAAUCGCCGGAACGCGGCGCGCCGCAUUCGCCGAACGCAAAUCAGAAUGGCGCGACGGAGGCGACGAGCGGCGCCGCCGCCGCCGGCGACAGCAUGUCGACGAACAAUCAACUAGCGGCACUUGUCAAUUUGGCGUCGUCGAAUCCGAUGAUGCUAGCAAUGUUGAACGCCGCCAACAGCUCAUCGACACCGCGAGAAACCGCGUCGGCGUCGCCGCAACCGCCGCUGACAUCGAAAGACAUGGCCGGUUGUCUCGACAAAAACGAUCCGUCGUCGUUCUCGCUGAGCGAAGGCCAUUGUGCCGCCGUGCUAAUGUCGAUGGCGUUGGAUUUGGACAUGACGAUGUCGUAUCAUCGCCGUCGCGUCGACAUCGAAUUGUGUUUCGAGAGCAAUCGGACCGCCGAGAAGUCGGGCGGACGCGGAAAAGUGAUAUGUCUGACCGAUCUCGGCAAAGAAAUCAAAAUCGUCGAGCGCGUCAACGGCGCGGUGACCGAUUCGGAAUUGUGGACGAAAACCGACUUCAAUCAAUUCCAUUGGGCGAUUCGCGGAAAAUGCCAAAAGUGCUUCAAUAAGGCCUAA
This is a messenger RNA of Caenorhabditis bovis, 2199 nucleotides long. NCBI's taxonomy places the organism in Eukaryota, Metazoa, Nematoda, Chromadorea, Rhabditida, Rhabditidae. The record is from the annotation of a GenBank genome assembly.